AUGGAUCACGGUGUCGUCGUUCAUGAAAAUGGUAGCACCUACCUCACCUUCAACAGUGUUUUAAUGCUUACUGGGUCAAAUUUUAGAGCUUGGAAGGAUUUUGUAGAAACCUAUAUCACCAUGAAUGAUAAGAUAGGCUAUUGUUUUCAAAAAGAUAGACCUGAAACCCCAGCAGAAGAUGAUAAAACCACAGUCAAAGCUAACUAUAAGAAGUGGAUGCAUUCAAACAUGAUGGCUAAGAAUGUUAUUAGGCAGUCUAUGUCUAAAAACAUUAGAGGAUGCGUGGCUAAGCCGGAAUUUGCUACUGAUUUUCUGGAGGCCGUGUCCGCUAAGUUCAAGGAGAGUGAGAAAGCUGAGAUAGGUAGGCUAAACAAGGAAUAUCAUAGCCUGCAAUACUCAGGAACUGGAGGAGUCAGGGAGCAUUUAUUAAAGUUGAUUAAUAUCAACAAUAGGCUUAAAGAGAUGAUGGUGGGAGUACACGACACCUUGCUGGUGCAUCAUGCACUGCACACACUCCCAAGCAGUUUUGACCAUCUCAGGACUAACUAUAAUGCUCAAAAGGAAAACUGGACUCUAGAUGAACUAAUAGCCAUCUGUUCUGAUGAGGAGGAGAGGAUUAAGAAGCAAACCCUAACUAUCUACCUGCUUGAAAAGCCUAAGAAAAGAAAGUCACAUCAACAAAACAAGCUUAAGCCUAACAAGAUCAUCUCUAAGACAUCAGCAACCACAGGGCCAAAGGAUAACAAACCAUUCAGAUUCAAGUGCUACUUUUGUAAGAAAGUAGGACACAUGAAAAAGGAUUGUACUGGCUAUAAGGCUUGGCUAGCUAAAAAGGGGGUUCAAAAGGACCAGGACUCCAAGAAGUGA
Messenger RNA from Argentina anserina (silverweed cinquefoil), 867 nucleotides. RefSeq lists its product as uncharacterized. Gene Ontology annotation, molecular function: nucleic acid binding; zinc ion binding. NCBI's taxonomy places the organism in Eukaryota, Viridiplantae, Streptophyta, Magnoliopsida, Rosales, Rosaceae. The coding region runs from base 1 to 867 and encodes 288 amino acids. The transcript has 2 exons. The record is from RefSeq and is a predicted model, not a curated record.